AUGACACAGUCGGGACCACAAAAGGGUGAUCCAACCUUAGAGAUAUGGAUAGGUGAACGGAGCCUAUACAUCUUCAUUGUCUUUUUGACCGUCUUCGGCUCUGUCAUCUUGAUUCCUACCGCAUAUAUUCGCUGGCGGCAUGAACGACUGAGGGAACCGGAAGUUAGCUUUAUUGUACUUGCAUAUAUAUUCUUCCUUGCAAACGAGCUCGUCCUCCUUGGCCUUCAGACACGAGUCUACCGGCUGAGCUAUGUUGCUCUACGGAUGAAGCCGCCCUAUAGGGAGAUCCUCAAUGAUAGACACGACGUUAUCAUUCUUGCAUAUGCCUCAACCUACCUCUUUUACUCCGCUCUCUGGUGCAUCAAAAUUUCCUUGCUCCUUUUCUUCCGUCCAUUUCUGAGGGCAUUACCAGAUCAACUUCGGUGGUGGAAUGUGACAAUCACGUACCUCUUCAUCACUUUUGUACUCGGAUUCCUUGCUACUCUGCUCUCCUGUGGUGGACCUCGACAGCUCAACCACGUUGCUCCGGGCCAAAAGUUCUGUCAAGGCCGUAUGGAUUCCAUAACCCGAAACAUAAGUUUAUUUGGUUGGUUUGCCGCGGAUGUCUCAACUGAUCUGCUGGUCAUGAUACUUCCGCUCAGACUCAUAUAUGGAAUGCACAUUUCAUACUCACAGAAGAUUAGAGCCGGUGCUCUAUUUUCUGUUGGAAUGCUUUGCAUGAUAACUGCUAUUAUCCGUCUUGUUCAAAUUGGCUCCAAGACUGGUAUUACAAAUCCAAAUGUCCAAUGGCUGUCUCUCUGGGGGACUGUCGAAGCUACAACUGCCAUGGUUGUCGGGUGUCUUCCGACCUUCCGGUUGAUCUUCAAGUCGCCUCCCAGGCAUGACCAGCUCACUUACUCGAUUAAAAUGCCUUGGAACAAUGAAUCGAGCUCCAACCCAUCUACUUCGAGCGGCACUCAACAAGAAGCCCCUUCGUCGAGUUAA
Molecule: messenger RNA, 984 nt
Organism: Trichophyton rubrum CBS 118892
Lineage: Eukaryota; Fungi; Ascomycota; Eurotiomycetes; Onygenales; Arthrodermataceae
Exons: 4
Coding region: 1-984 (327 amino acids)
Source: RefSeq, a predicted model, not a curated record